Molecule: messenger RNA, 4252 nt
Organism: Porites evermanni
Lineage: Eukaryota; Metazoa; Cnidaria; Anthozoa; Scleractinia; Poritidae
Source: the annotation of a GenBank genome assembly
AUGAAAUUAUCACCAGCGGUUACCCCUCGUACCAGCCUACGUUUCGUGGCUGUGUCAGUGAUGUUCUGUGCUAUUCUGGUUGACAUUUUUGCACGUGAAGAAAAACUGGCGCGAAAACCGCGAGAAGAAGAUCGCGUAUCUGAAGGCACUGAAGUUGGUGGAAAACAAUCGCAGUUGCACCGUGAUCGAAGAACGGUGAGAAAUAACGCGACCCCCAACCUGUCGGAAUUUGCAAACCGGCUGAAAGAUCUUGAAGAAAGGUAUAAUCUUAACUCGGCGAUUCGCUAUGAAUCUCGCUUUUCUAUCACGUGGGCAAUGUUAAAUGUUGGUUACGUGUCACUAUUCUAAAUUCAAACUGCUAAGAAAAUGGUGAAUUUACUAAUAUCAUUUCUCUUUUUAAGCCACAACAAGAGCGUACAUUUGAUGAUCAGACGAUUUCAAGAGUUGGAGAAAAGGUUUGAGAAAUAAAAUUAAAUGCAUCAUUACCGUGUAAUUGCUUUUUAAAUGCUAACAAGUACUUCCGAAGUUCUUACCCCUAAGGAUUGCAUAGGAAACCCGUUCGAUUUCUUGUCUAGCUAAGUAUGUUAUUUCACCUAUUUCCAACUUGAUGUAGAAAAGGGGAAAUACCGAGAAAGCCUCUGUUAUCCAGGCCGGACACGUAUUAUACAUGGACGGCACUGGUGGAUGUGCAGUGGAAGACUUGUGUGGGAACUGAGUUUCAUCCAAAAUCCGCUUAACAUCGUUCAGUGUAGUGACCAGGGUUAUUGUUGAUUAUCUUUUAUCUUUUAGCUAUAAACUGACUUGGUUACAGACUUAAUUCACAUCAUCGACGCAAUUAUUUCCUAGAGCAAAAGAAGCUUAAUAAACAGCUGUAAAAAGCAAUCAAUAAAAGAACACAAUGUUUAACACAGGGGCACCCAACGGCUGUUUUCUGUAAAAUAUCUGUUUGGAGAAGCAUAUAUUGCCUCAAAUUUUCUAUUUCUCGAGGAGGGCUAAAAAUUUCUAGAUAACCAUUCCACUCACGUACAAUUUUCGAAGCUUAUCUUAUAAAUUACCUACGAUUUUCUAAGGUUUAACUUUUCACAUUUCACUCCUCAGGUUAGGCUAUUUUUCGUAGAAAAAAAAGAAACCUAAAAUUUUGGGAUUCAAAAAUGUGAUGGAGAGCCUGAGAGGAAUCAGAAAAAUUAUCACUUUCGUAAUACGUUUAACUGCAUCUACAAUUUUCGGGAAAGUAAUACAUAACUGAGCCCAUGUAAUUUCGGAAACUCUCAAGUUGCCCUAGAAUGACCGAACAGAUACAAACUUUAUCGCCGCUUAAAUCGCAUUCCUAGAGAUUUAAAAGUUCUCUGGAUAGCCUAAAAAGUGUUUUCAAUGCAUUUAGGAGGAAACCGUCGUUGAGUGCCCCAAUUAAUAGAUUUCUUACAGUUAAAAUCAAGCCUAAUUAAGCCUCAACUGGUAGUUGAACUUUACUUGGGAUUUAAGGCUAUUUUCACACUAUACUGAUCUAUACUGGAAAGCUUUUCGUGUCGACACGAAAAGCUGUUGGGUUCACACACGCAUCGAAGGGGUUGGCCGAGGGGGUUAGGUGGACUAAAUCCCAGUCUUCACUUCUCACUCCCUAAAUAUUUACUUCCGUCUCAGUAGAUUCCAGUCCUCGCUCCUACAUUUUUACUCCCGCAAAGGUUCACUGUACAAAGUCUGGCACGAAGUGGCACAUGAUCUAUCUGAUAUGUUACGCUCCACAUAAAACACUGUCUCUGAGAUUUUUUAUGGUUGAUCUUUUUUUCAGACUUGAUGGCUUACUGCGAUUAUCGCCUCGACCAGCAGGGGAAUCCUACGGGUCACUUUUGAGCUACCUUCUUGGUAAAAUACGAUAUUAAAUCCAUCAAUAUAGGCAAAAUGAUGUCAGGUCCAUUUGGUUGGUUAAUGUGCUGUGAUUUAUGGGUGAUUUCACCGAUGUGUUUCUAUUUCAGGUCAGCAUAUGCAAAACCCUGGAAAGGGACGAGUUGGACCACCCGGCCCUCCAGGGAAACAAGGGCCAGCUGGACCAAAAGGAUCAAAAGGUAAAAAGGGUAAACGACAAAGAUGGAGGAUAUCGGGGGAAAAUGAAAAUUGUAUAACGCCAACUGUGAACGCAGUGGAGAAAGCAAAUGAAACUCGUUUUGUAAUUUCAGUUUUUAUGUUCCAGCAAUUAGAAGUUAGCCGGCAGUAAAGAAGAAGUGCGGUUAUCGAUGUUAAAUUAGGGUCUCAGUUAUUUUCUGACCAAGUAUUUUUUUUUUGCGGUUCUUGCAGUUUAUGAUCAUGGAGUGUAUCAACUGCAAGCCGGCCAAUUUGCAACUGCUACACGCGUGAAAGCAAAUGUGGAUUGUAAGAAGUCCAUAGGAGAAAAAAGCACUUUAAUGGAUUCCGCCUUUUAAGCACUAAAAUUAGUAAAAAAGCUGGCAUCGAGCGCUUUGACUCAUUUUAUACUCUGCAGGGGAACAAGGAAAACCAGGUACCAACAAAACAUUCCCAGGCGCUCCUGGUCCUAAAGGAGACCAGGGAGCAGUUGGGAAGACUGGAGCGCAGGGACCACAGGGUGCCAAAGGAGAAAAAGGACAGGAUGGAGUUGGGACAUCAGGAGUGAAGUACGUUCGCUGGGGAAGGACCACAUGUCCUAGUGGUGCACAGAUAGUUUAUAAAGGUAAGCGAAAAGGAGCUUAGUAUGAUAGUUACUAUUACUCCUAUGGUCCUAAAGACAGAAAGAGUGAUAACCUGAAGAUUUUUAUGCCACAUACACUUACUAAUCAUUAUUUAAAAGUGACAACUAUGAAAUGUUUCCAAGCUUGUUACCUUUACUGGUUAAUAACCCGGGCACGUCUUUAAGUUAUCUCUUUGUUGCAUCUUUCCUGCAUAUUAACUGUUGAGUAACUGGUUCGUGCCUGUUCAUGCAUAAGACAGAGUAAAAUCUGGGUAUGAGUUAACGCCUCUUGUUUCAGUUUCCUAACAAUGCGCGCUCUCACGGCAUUGGUUACGUUGAGGUCACAUCAAGAUGUAUCGAGCCGCAUCGAUCAGACCCUUGAACAGUGAAUUAUCACCCACGAAGCAUAAAUGAUUGCCGCUUGCUGAAAUUUGGUUUCAUAAAUUUGUACAAGUAGGCUUUUCUUUGUUUUAGUGAUCAAUAUAAAUAGACAAGGAAAUGGCAAAAAAAAGGAUAGUGUAAUUCUAGAGUAUUGUAUUAAAUUUUUGCCUCAAAAUGUUACAGCCAUUUGUGGUUCGUGGUCUUGGUGUUUUUUAAAAGCAAUCUGAUUAGUUCGCUAUCUUAAUAUUCACCUCUUAGCGAUAUUGCGUGAGCUAGAUGUUUUGCCAAUUUUUUGAGUAAGAACUAGUCAACAGAAUUCUAUGGUUGAUGUUUUUGAAGAUAGGAAAAGAUUUCAAAAUAUUUUAACUGCGUUUUCCGACUUACUUUUAUAGCAGAAUGUUUUUCGUUUGCAACAACAGUUUACUCAAGUAGAAGAUGCCAUUUUGUUAACUCAGCAUUUCCUUACAAGAGGAAUUCAGUUGCCUAGAAAUCAAAGUUAAUUUAUGAUAAAACAAAAUAAAAGCAAAUGUUUACGAAAAUUCUUCAUUUCUAAUAACCAGGACAGAGAAAAGACGCCUUUCCUCCCUCAACCGGUAGCCGCCCUUUCAUGCACUUGCGAAGAGCAGAAGGGGAAAGAUUUUAAUUAACUUGGCGAGUUGACAGAAUUUCAAAGAGUAAUUGUUGAUAAAUUUUUUUUGCCUUGUAUCAGGUAUAAUGGGUGGAGAGCAUUACAAUCACCCUGGUGGUGGAGCGAACUACCUUUGCCUUCCACACAAUCCAAAAUAUAACAAGUACACAAAUGGCCAUCAGAACUCUGGAUACAUGUACGGUACUGAAUAUGAAGUGAGUAAGUACAGCGGUAACCCUUUUAAGAGAAAUCUCCAUGAUCAUGAAGCACCAUGUGUUAUCUGCUUCGUCAAGUCACGUGGCUCGAUGCUGAUGAUGCCUGCCAGAAAUGACUGUCCAUCUGGAUGGACCGAGGAGUAUCAUGGGUACCUGAUGACAGAACAUUAUGGCCACAAGCAUUCACGUGAUUUCAUCUGUGUUGACAAGGAUCCAGAGUUUGUUCCUGGUAGCAAUGCAGACAAGAAUGGUGCUUUGCUGUACCCUGUGGAAGGUGUUUGUGGCUCACUCCCAUGUCUUCCUUAUGUCAGCGGUAGAGAGUUAACAUGCGCUGUGUGCACCAAGUGA